CUUUUCAACAAACUGAUUGGAAAUGCUCAGUUUCCCAAACUCAACCACCUUCAUAAGCACAGUUGGAGUUACUGAGAAGAGAUACCAUGAUUUUCACUGCCAUAGCCAUGCUCUGUCUGGGACUGACUCUGGGAUUCAGGUCUCCAGUGUUGGCAGGAGAUCCCUACAGCAAACCCAGAUUGUCAGCCCUUGACAGCCACGUUGUGAAUGCAGGAGGGAAUGUGACCCUUCAAUGUAUCUCAUGGCAGAAAUACGAUGGGUUUAUUUUGAUCAAGGAAGGAGAACCCAAGUUCUCCAGAACCCUGGACUCACACUAUAUUUUCACUGGGCAUUUACAAGCUAUGUUUUCUUUGGGUCCUAUGACCUCCAGGAAUAUGGGGACAUUCAGAUGUUAUGGCUUCUACAAAAGAGAUCCACAAAAGUUGUCUAUGCCUAGUGACCCCCUGGAAGUACACAUAUCAGCAGUUGAGCCCCUCAGGCUAUCACCAAACAUAUCAGACCCAAAGACAGUCUUACAGCCCCAGGAUUACACAAAGGAGAAUCUCAUCAGGAUUGGGGUAUCUGUCUUGGUCCUUGUACUCCUUGGCAUUUUUCUGUAUGAAGAUCAGCACAGCCAAAGCCGGAUCCAAUACACAGCCAGUAGAGAAAAGAGUGAAUCUGUCAAGGUGGCAGAGACCUCAGAAUAAGUCCAAGGAUUUCAGGUAGUUCUGUGAGAAAAUCUGGAGCAUUCAG
Messenger RNA from Alexandromys fortis (reed vole), 732 nucleotides. RefSeq names its product leukocyte immunoglobulin-like receptor subfamily A member 5. The transcript is spliced from 5 exons. The record is from RefSeq and is a predicted model, not a curated record. NCBI's taxonomy places the organism in Eukaryota, Metazoa, Chordata, Mammalia, Rodentia, Cricetidae. Gene Ontology annotation, molecular function: inhibitory MHC class I receptor activity. Gene Ontology annotation, cellular component: plasma membrane. Bases 87 to 686 code for a protein of 199 amino acids. Gene Ontology annotation, biological process: cytokine-mediated signaling pathway.